Molecule: messenger RNA, 1035 nt
Organism: Hirsutella rhossiliensis
Lineage: Eukaryota; Fungi; Ascomycota; Sordariomycetes; Hypocreales; Ophiocordycipitaceae
Product: ATP synthase (C/AC39) subunit domain-containing protein
Exons: 5
Coding region: 1-1035 (344 amino acids)
Biological process (GO): vacuolar acidification; vacuolar transport; proton transmembrane transport
Cellular component (GO): proton-transporting V-type ATPase, V0 domain; fungal-type vacuole membrane; vacuolar proton-transporting V-type ATPase complex
Molecular function (GO): proton-transporting ATPase activity, rotational mechanism
Source: RefSeq, a predicted model, not a curated record
AUGGAAGGCCUAUUCUUCAACGUCAACAAUGGCUACGUCGAGGGCAUUGUCCGCGGCUAUCGCAACGGCCUGCUCACCGGUCCUGCCUACAACAACUUGACGCAGUGCGAGACUAUUGAUGAUCUCAAGCUCCAGCUCGGCCCUGCCUAUGGCGACUUCCUCGCUUCCCUUCCGCCGAAUCCGUCCACGUCCAGCCUCGCCUCCAAGACGACCGACAAGCUCAUCUCCGAGUUUCGCUAUGUUCGCGCCAACGCCGUGGGCUCGCUGGCGACCUUUAUGGACUACGUCACCUACGGCUACAUGAUCGACAACGUGGCCCUGCUCAUCACGGGCACCCUGCACGAAAGAGAUACGCGCGAGCUUCUGGAGCGAUGCCACCCGCUCGGCUGGUUCGAGACGAUGCCUGUGCUCUGCGUCGCGACCAACAUUGAAGAGCUCUACAACAGCGUGCUGAUCGAGACCCCGCUCGCUCCGUACUUCAAGGGCAGCCUGAGCCACCAGGACCUCGACGAGCUCAACAUUGAGAUUGUACGGAACACGCUGUACAAGAACUACCUCGAAGACUUUUACAACUUUGUCAACACCCAGCCAGACAUGGCCGGGACUCCCACGGCGGAAGUCAUGUCGGAGAUUCUCGAGUUCGAGGCCGAUCGGCGAGCAAUCAACAUCACGCUCAACUCUUUCGGGACAGAGCUGAGCAAGGCAGACCGCAAGAAGCUCUACCCCAAUUUCGGCAAGCUGUACCCCGAGGGAACCCUGAUGCUCUCGCGGGCCGACGACGCCGAGGGUGUGCGUCUGGCCGUCGACGGUGUCCACGACUACAAGACGUUCUUCGAUGCCGCCUCCCUUGGCGAUAUGUUCUAUCAGAAGGAGAUGGAGAUAUCCAAGGGCGCGUUCACGAGGCAAUUCACCUACGCAAUCGUCUACGCUUGGGUCAAGUUGAGAGAACAGGAGAUUCGCAACAUCACCUGGAUUGCAGAGUGCAUAGCUCAAAACCAAAAGGACCGCAUCGGCAACUUCAUCAGCGUGUUCUGA